Messenger RNA from Penicillium coprophilum, 1065 nucleotides. RefSeq lists its product as uncharacterized. The record is from RefSeq and is a predicted model, not a curated record. The transcript has 5 exons. The coding region runs from base 1 to 1065 and encodes 354 amino acids. NCBI's taxonomy places the organism in Eukaryota, Fungi, Ascomycota, Eurotiomycetes, Eurotiales, Aspergillaceae.
AUGGGAAAUGCGACUGGCACUUUUGGGCACGGUACCAUCAAAGGUACUGGUAUUGCCUUGAUUGUCCUCACUACCUUGGUUAUCGGCGCUCGUUUUGCUGGUUCCGUUCGAAGUUUGAAAGACCUCAAGGCGGAGGACUACCUACUGAUUGUCGCUUACAUAUUCUUCUUGGAACUGAGUAUUCUCUAUAUCUACAUUUCGCCAGUCAUACUGCGGCUAGCCGAAACUGUCUUCUUCGUCACGACAUCUUCAUUAUGGAUCUGCUUAUGGAUGAUCAAGUUCUCACUGUUGGCGAUGUAUAAGCGCUUGUUGGUUGGAAAGAAAUACCUGAUCGCUUGGUGGAUCAUAAUGGGAACUUGUGUUCUGUUUCUUAUUGGCUGCAUUAUCUCCUCGUGGCGCUCAUGCUCGAGUUUUAAAGCCUGGUUUACGGCAGGCAAAUGCAACACCGAACGCGACCACCGGGCGGCUGUCAUCAGCUUAUACUUCGCAUAUGCGGUGGAUAUCCUCACUGACCUAGCAAUCAUGAUCCUCCCCGUUCGCCUUAUCUGGAAUUUGCAGAUGAAACUCCGACAAAAAAUGAGCAUUGGCGGGCUAUUCUGUUUCGGCUGGAUUUGCAUCAUCAUAUCUACCAUCCGCGUCGUCCAGCUGGGUGAGACUGAUAACGGUGUCCCCGCCCCGUCAUGGCUAGCGCUCUGGGGAACCAUCGAGGCAUCAAUCGCUGUCAUGAUCGGCUGUUGCCCUGGCCUCUAUCGCGUGGUAAAAACCGUCGUCUCACCCUCCAAGAAAUCCUAUCCGUACGACUCAUACAACCUACGGGGCCGUGGAGGCAGCGGUAUGCCGUCGCACCGCUCGGGUGCGUACGGGGGAGAUAUUGCUCUCAAUAGCUUCGGGGGAAAGGAGGAGUCAUACCAGUCGGCCAGUGCAUACCGUUCUACCAGUCCGUCAAGUAGCCAGGAGAAACUGGCGCAACCGAGUGAUAAGGGGAAUAUUAUGGUCAACUAUGGAGUUGCCGUGACGAUAGAGGAUCGACCGAGUGAUUAUACCCGGACGGCACGUUUUGCGUAG